Molecule: messenger RNA, 2769 nt
Organism: Amphibalanus amphitrite
Lineage: Eukaryota; Metazoa; Arthropoda; Thecostraca; Balanomorpha; Balanidae
Product: E3 ubiquitin-protein ligase RNF185-like
Exons: 5
Coding region: 159-713 (184 amino acids)
Biological process (GO): ubiquitin-dependent protein catabolic process
Cellular component (GO): endoplasmic reticulum
Molecular function (GO): ubiquitin protein ligase activity; metal ion binding; ubiquitin-like protein conjugating enzyme binding
Source: RefSeq, a predicted model, not a curated record
CAUCGUUAGAUUUGCCGCAUGCGUCGGAUUUCGUCAUACGAGUUGAAUGAGUUGAGUGAGUUGAGAUACGUGUUGCCCGUGCGCGGCUUAUAGAAGCGGGGAUUGCGGGAUUUCUCUCAGUGACAGACGGUGUGUUGAUGUUUUGAUAUUUAAAAGCGAUGGCAGGAGUGGAGAACACUGGGGAGGCUGGAGCCACAGGUGGACAGGAGGGGCCUGAGGCAUCUGAUGGAGCCUAUGAAUGCAACAUAUGCCUGGACCAGGCUCGGGAUGCUGUGGUCAGCAUGUGCGGUCACCUAUUCUGCUGGCCAUGUUUGCACACGUGGCUGGAGACACGCCGCAACAACCAAGUGUGUCCCGUCUGCAAGGCGGCCAUCAGCCGUGACAAGGUGAUCCCUCUGUACGGUCGCAACAGCUCCAACAAGGAUCCGCGCAACCAGCUGCCUCCGCGACCGCCGGGCCAGCGCACAGAGCCUGAAAAUCAGGGUACCACAUUUGGUGGAGUGAACUUUGGCGACACAAACUUCCACAUGUCGUUCGGAAUUGGCGCAUUCCCUCUGGGUUUCUUCGCAUCCACACUGAACUUCGGUGGUGAACGGCUUAAUCCUCAUGCCGGUUUGCAGCCUGGACAGCAGUUUCACGCCGACGAUCAGAUGCUCUCCAAGCUAUUCCUCGGGCUGGGCAUCUUCUGUGUGAUCUGGAUCCUGCUCGCAUAGUAUGUUCCGACUGUACACGCUUACGCAUACGAUCACGGCACAUAUCGGUAGGGCCGUCUCCGUCUGAGUCGUCACAGGUGACCCUGCAGCAGAGAGCAGGGCACGGGUCCGAAAACAGACCCACUUGCUUCACUCGUACGUAUUACACCCGCACCGCAUUUCAAGCGACAGUGACGAUAUAUGAUGGACCGUAAUGUCCAUGACACGAUGCACACAUUUCGAAAUGCAAGUUAGAUGCUGAUUUCGAUUCAAAUGCAAUAUUAUGGAAUAUUAGUUUGAUUUUCUAGCGUGAUAUAUUACAUGAUUAGCUGACCACGUUAAUAAACUUUGCAUGUAACUGUUAAGGUGGCGCAUGCAAUAAAUUUACAUCACUCGUUUAGUACCGUGCUGCGACCGUACCAAUGUUGCGAAUAUUUUUUUAUUCCUAGAUUGUAUGAGUAUCUCAACAAAUUUGGUCGUGCUUGCUCUCCGGGAUUUCAUGGUCACGUAUUUUAUUGUCUUUUCUCAUUAAAGUGACCAUCCCACCUUAACAUUAGUUUUGAGCUGAGAUAGCCAAAUUGGUGGCCAUGGCCUGAAAAUACCGGUUUGGGCACUCACAACAUCGAAAAAUGCUUAAAUUCGGAGAUAUGGAAUUUCAAACUUGCAGUUUUCGGAUUCUAAGGGGCUAAUGCAUUGGUAUGCCACCUUAGAAUUUGUGACGUCAGCGGAGAUCUCACGAUUUUUAUAUCUUCUACUAAAACGUUUGGUAUUACGCGGUGGUAUAUGCUGCUUUGCGCGCAACAAAUGCCGCACUUUCAAAUAAAGUCGCUAGGAACAGCGGAGAUCCCAAAAAGUAAACAAAAGUAAAAGUCUAAUAUCUUGAAAACCGGUGAAUAUUUUUCGAUGAAAUUUGGUAGAUUUUCGUUUUUGCUCUUUCUGAACCGAGCGACAUCACUUUCAUGCCAAUUCAUUAACUUUUUUGAAGGUGGGAGGGUCCCAUUAACUGAUAUUGGGUUUUUCUGCUCACCCCACCCAGACCCAGCAGUGAUAACAGUACCGCGGAACUAUUUGCAGAAGCGGGUAGGUAAUAUAUGAGUAUCUUAUGACACGUUACGUCAUAAGAGACAAGGUGCGCCGGAUCAGGCGCACACUUAUGACGAUCGUAGUGUCGCGAAAGGAUCAAUAUACACAGAUAAGUACUGACUGAGCUUCUGCGUGGUGCUCCUAAGUGUGCUUGGGUUGUCCCGCGAUCAUUGUGCUCGUCCUCUUAAAUGUGAUAGAUUCGCUUGUAAUGAUGCUCGUUCGUCGCAUUUUGCGAUGCGAUGGUGCGAUGAAAUAUGACAGAGACGAAUAAAGUUGCAUAAUGCGAUGCAUAAUACGAUGCAUACGAUAGUGAGUUAUCCGUAAGAUGAAAUAACAGCCUUUCGGAACUGCAUCCCUAGCUAUCUGGAUCUUAGGCCUACGAAUAGCGAUGCGAUGCGUUCUGAGUUGGUUAUGCGGCAUUUAGUGACCGAUCAAUGCGUUAGAUGUGCAGUAUAUAUAGCAGACGAUAGCUCCGAGAAUGGGUGAUUUCAUCAACUGCCUUGAAUAUUCCACUUCGCAGCUGAUCGACUGUCGCCUUUUACUUAAACAACUGUCAUCACUUGUCUCGCUCAUCGGUCGCUAUAGCAAUGUGGAUAGAUAAGGCGCCUUGACGAAUGGGCCAGCGACCAACCCUUGCUCACCGUUACUGCGUGGCUUGCUGUAUGUCGCCGCGGGCCUGUGUGGGGGUUCGGGGUCGGCUGCUGCCGAGGGCACGGGUGUGGCGUUGGCGCAGUGUGGCCACCGCGCUGUCCGCGCCACCUGCGAUGUGCCAGUUGGGCGUGUGGUCGCCCGCGGCUAGGUGUCGGAGACUGCGCCCACCUCGUCUUCGUGCAUGACAGACUGUUAUUCGUGUGUGUGUGUGUGGGGUGUGUGUGUGUGUGUGUGUGUGUGUGUGUGUGUGUGUGUGUGUGUGUGUGUGUGUGUGUGUGUGUGUGUGUUUCGAAACCGGUCGUCAAUACAUCUAUAUUUAAGGGUGGCAGCCCUGUUGCAAGAA